This is a messenger RNA of Rhineura floridana, 4855 nucleotides long. It is a transcript of the gene KLHL22, whose product is annotated as kelch like family member 22. Lineage: Eukaryota; Metazoa; Chordata; Lepidosauria; Squamata; Rhineuridae. Gene Ontology annotation, molecular function: protein binding. Gene Ontology annotation, biological process: positive regulation of TORC1 signaling; protein monoubiquitination; cell division. Gene Ontology annotation, cellular component: polar microtubule; cytosol; Cul3-RING ubiquitin ligase complex. The record is from RefSeq and is a predicted model, not a curated record. Bases 481 to 2517 code for a protein of 678 amino acids. The transcript is spliced from 7 exons.
CCUCGGGCCGGCCUCGUCCUUUAGCCGGAGGCUCCCCCUCGUCCUCCGGCACCCUUCGCCCUCGGGGCCGCCGCCUCCUCCCUCCGGGGCAGCCCCUGGCCGAGCCCCUCCGCAGCCUGCGCCUUCCCCUUUCCUGGGCCCAGGGAAGAUCCCGGGGAGCUCCCGGGCCUGAGAGGCGGGGAGGGCCGACCCUCGACGGCGUCGCGGGGCAGCAGAGUGCCCGAUUCCAAACGGGCUUGGUCUCUUGGCAGAGCCUGGCGCGGAGCUCCCUCAGCCCAGAGGAAAAAAUGAAACAAGGGCCCAAACUCUCCUUAAAAGUGCCGCAGUCGCAAUGAAGCGGAUGUAGGCAACGGUUGCCUACCCCGAAAACGCACCGCGAUUCGCUUGCGAGGCAAAUAGAGGCGACUAGAAAAAGGAUCUCGAUGGAGGCGACGGGAUUAGGAGAUCAUACGCGGAGUGCGCUCGUGCCUUCCUGUCUCCAUGACAAUUCACAUAAAUGGAAUCGAAAAACUUCUUCCGUUUGACGGCCUUUGCUGCAAACGAAGCAACCCUCCAGGAAACCCAAGUCACUUUACUCCUUUCCUCAGAGUCCUGCCUGGAAUGGCGGAAGAUCAGGAGCCAGCCCAGCCACACAAGACUUCCCUGGAGCCCUUGACCAAGGAGUGUUCCAGCAACACCUACCGUAGCGCACAACACUCCCAGGCGUUGCUGAACGGCUUGGUAGCUCUCCGGGACAGCGGCAUCCUCUUUGAUGUUGUUCUGCGUGUGGAGGGGAAGCCUAUUGAGGCUCAUCGUAUCCUCCUGGCUGCAUCAUGCGAUUACUUCAGGGGAAUGUUUGCUGGCGGACUAAGAGAAAUGGAACAGGAGGAGAUCCGUAUUCAGGGUGUCUCUCAUAAUGCCAUGUGUAAAAUCCUGAACUUCAUUUACACCUCGGAACUGGAGGUUAGCCUAAACAACGUCCAGGAAAUACUCACGGCGGCCUGCCAACUUCAGAUCCCGGAGGUUAUCAAGUUCUGCUGCAACUUCCUUAUGUCCUGGGUGGAUGAGGAGAACAUCUUGGAUGUCUACAGGCUGGCUGACCUGUUUGACCUGAGUCAUCUGAGUGAGCAGCUGGACUCUUACCUUCUCAAAAACUUUGUCACUCUCUCAAAGACAGAAAUGUACCGCCAACUUCCCCUAGAAAAGGUCUAUGCCCUCCUCAACAGCAACUCCUUGGAGGUCAGCUCUGAGAAUGAAGUCUACGAAGGGGCCCUCCUCUACCAUUGCACGCCAGAGCAAGUGGAAACGGAUCAGGUCUGCCUGAUGGAACCUCCGAAGCUGCUGGAGACGGUCCGUUUUCCAUUGAUGAAGCUGCAGGUCCUGCAGAGGCUUCAUGACAAGCUACGCCCGUGUCCCUUAAAGGAGAUGGUGGCUGGCGCUCUGAUGUACCACAAGAACGAGGGCCUUCAGCCGGUGCUUCAGAACAUGCACACGCAGUUGAGGUCGGAGUUCUGCUGCGUGGUGGGCUUUGGGGGGAUGCACUCUGCACCAUCCACAGUUCUUAGUGGCCAAGCCAGGUACUUCAACCCACUGCUGGGAGCCUGGAGACCCCUCACCGCGGCCUGGUCCCCCAGGAUGUCCAACCAAGGAAUUGCUGUUUUCAACAACUUUGUCUACUUAAUUGGGGGAGAUAAUAACGUCCGAGGGUUUCGAGCAGAGUCCCGAUGUUGGAGGUAUGACCCACGACACAACAGGUGGUUCCAGAUCCAGCCCCUCCAACAAGAGCACGCGGACCUCUGCAUCUGUGUCGUGGGUGAGCACAUCUAUGCCGUGGCAGGACGGGACUACCACGAAGACCUGCGGGUGGUGGAAAGAUACGACCCCCAAACCGACACCUGGGAGUACGUGGCGCCUCUCAGGAAGGAGGUAUACGCACAUGCAGGAGCAGAGCUGGAAGGGAGGAUGUACAUCACCUGCGGGAGGCGAGGGGAGGACUAUCUGAAGGAGCUCCACUGCUACGAUCCUGCAGCCGAUCGCUGGGACAGCUUAGCGGACGGCCCUGUCAGGAGGGCCUGGCAUGGGAUGGCGGCGCUGCUGGGCAGGCUGUAUGUGAUUGGAGGGAGUAACAAUGACUCUGGCUACAGAAGGGAUGUCCACCAGGUUGCCUGCUAUUCCCCAAACACUUCUCAGUGGACAGCCGUCAGUCCUUUGCCUGCAGGGCAUGGCGAGCCUGGCAUCGCUGUCCUGGGUCACGUGAUCUACGUCUUGGGGGGCAGAUCCCAUAACCGGGGGAUCCGCAUGGACUAUGUCCACAUUUACGAUGCCGAGAGAGACUGCUGGGAAGAAGGUCCUCGGUUAGAGGAUGAUAUUUCUGGGAUGGCUGCCUGUGCCCUCACACUGCCCAGGGCUGCGAUCAUGAAUGCUGAGAGGACCCCUGAAUGGCAGCCAGACAGCUGGCUCCAGGAUCACUCAGACACUUCUUCAGAGGUCAUGAGUAUGUUAGAUUGGGAGGAAUUUGAUAAUCUGAGUGACAACUGAGUUGAAGUUCCUUCCCCUCCCCCUCCCCGGUGAGGAUGGCUCACAGGCCUCGUUUUGCUUCUUUUUGCUUCCUCCCCAGCCCCCACCACUGAGGCAGGUGGUGUGACUUUGGCCAAGCACCAUGCGUUUGCUCCUCAGCUCCACUCGCAGUGUGGGUGGAGGCAAUCUGGUCCCCUGGGCUGGUCUUGUUAGCCAACCCCAAGUGGGCCCAGAAACCAGCCAUUGUGAGAGGCUGGGUGGGCUCCUGACCGGGGCUGCUCACUCUGAUGCGCGUAGUGAAGGGCAUGUUGCACUUGUGACGUUGCUUGGUGCUCACCUCCUGAACCAGAGGAAACGAUUUUAGGAACAAUGGGGUGUAUCUUUGUUACCCGUCAAUCAAUAUUUAAAUAUUUGGUAACUUGAAGAAGCUUUCUGUAUACUAAGCUGCCUUCAACAAUUUUGCCAGCAGAGCAAAUGCAGCCCACCAGUGCUCACGUUUUUCUGUCCAAAAAGUGCCCCUUCUCCGUCCCCAGAACUGUGUCUUAACUUGCAGCACAGAUGGCAUAAGAGACCCUCAUUCAGCUAUUCCCUGAGCAUCACAUUUUCAGCCUGAAAUCAAUUCAUUUUAGCAAUGCCAAAACCAUGACAAUGCUUACCAAGAGGCAGAGCCACCUUCCUCUGCUGCCACCGCCUCCUUUGGUCGGCUGCCUUUCUUGGUCUGCUGGUGGCGGCUGCUGCCGCCGUCAGUCCAGUCCUGGUUGCUGCAUUCCUCUUCAUGCCCACAACUGCAGAGAAAAAUAGCCGCUUGUUGCAGGGAAAAGAGGUCCACUAUUAUUUCAGCCUUUUUUUUUAUCAAAAAGGUUUGUAUACUACAGCAUUUUCCCCAUGUGUGUGAAAUAGCCUUUGUAUCAACAUGUUGUGUGUUGGGAGGGGGGGCGGGGGAAGAACACACAGAACACCCCCAAGUAUUGUAAAAUGGGAUAUCACUCCAGUGAAAAUAAGGAGCUGUGAAAUGUCUGAAAAAGAGGGUGGGGGCAGGGGGAUGGACUAGCCCAAACAAAUCUUUUCAGUCUGACACCCUCCGCAGCCCUUUUGAGUCAGAGUGUUGAUUUUUCAGCUUUGCCCAUUUGUAAUUGUUUCCAUCUCCCCAAAGGGAGCGACAUGGGCUAUCUGGUGCAGCAGCUAAGCAUGUUUUGCCUGAAAACCAAAGAGUGGUCUCUUCUGCUCUAGUGUCUCUCUGCCAGCAGUUGUCCUCUGGUCUGUCCCAGCUGCCAACACCCCCCCCCCGGUGCUUCACUGCCUGGUUUCCUGCAAGGAAAGUUGAGUAACUUGUCACGGGUAUGCACUUCACUGCAGUGUUGUGUGGGCAGCCAUCUCUUUGUGGGUAAGCAUGCCAGUCUGUGGGUUCAAGUGUUAGGAUGGAGUGCCUGUUCAGAAGGGAAUCAUUUUGCUUUGCCCCUUAUUGUUUCUGUAACCCUUACGCUAGUUGCUUCUCUGGUGCUGGGCAAAGAGCAGCUCCUUAGAGGACACUAAAAUGACAUUAAAACGAAACCAGCUGCAGCCGAAGAUGCAGAAAUGCCCACAUAGCUGAAGUUGUCUUUUGGCAACUUUUGACAUUAUGCAACAGCCAUUUUGAGGAAGCUUUAAAAUAGCUGGGAUUGAACUGACGCUUCCUUGUCAGGAGUCAAUUAUGUAAAAAUGAUCAGGUGUAAUAUAUAUCAGAAGUUCCAAGUAACAUUGUAAUAUUUAUCGCUUGGUUGAUUUCAGGCUGUUUUCUGCAUAGCUCCCCUGGAUAAUAAAGUUAUGUUGGGCAGCUUCUACAGCAAACUCACUUGUUUUCUAUUUAAGAGUGGGGAGGGGGUAGCAGUAUAUGGAAAGAGUGGGAAGCCCUUUUAAGAGCCAAGAAAAUAUGGAAGAAAGGAGCAGGAAUGAAGACCCCAUGGGGCAUUGGGGGCCACUUGAAUUAUGGCAGGGGCACAUCUCUCUCCCCGUGUUCUAGAAGGAUAAAGGGGUGAGGGGGUUUGACCAAUUUGUGGAGGAGGGCAAGGCUCUCAGGGGCUACUAGCCAGGAUCAGAGGCAGGAACAGCAGCCAAGGGGGGAGGGCCCAGCGGGCCACUGCCUUCGUGCGUCUGGUAUGGGGCUUCCAGGGGAACAUCUGGUUGGCCACUGUGGGGAAAUUUGGAUCCCCCAAAAGAGGAAACGGGUGUCUGUCUGCUGAUGGCCUCCUCAGCAUCCCUUACUUAAUUGUUUAAGCAGCCGCCAAAAGCCCCAUAUUCUGGGGGAGCUCAAGCCUCUUGAGUAGCACCCGAAUCUGUCAGGACUUAGGGAUGGAAACAGAGGAAAGAGCUGCAGGGACGG